This is a messenger RNA of Symbiodinium sp. CCMP2592, 10629 nucleotides long. The record is from the annotation of a GenBank genome assembly. NCBI's taxonomy places the organism in Eukaryota, Dinophyceae, Suessiales, Symbiodiniaceae.
AUGGAGCCUGUGUCUACGCUGUUCAUGUCCUUGAUGCCGGGCUUGAAGUUCGGUUCAUUUGACUGGCUUGUUGCCAGCGGGGCCUUGGAAAUUGGUGGGAAGGUGGAGGCCUCUGCGACGGACGAGGUACUGGGCCUGGUUCCGGAGACGUGGCCGCCCCAAGCGGUCUUCUUGGCUGCAGCGGUUCCCGGCAGCCUCGCGGCUCGUCACGGCGUGCAGGCGGGAGAUGAGCUCUGUGGGGUCAACGGCCGCCUCGUGCGGUCCUUCGAGGCGGAGGACUUGGCUCGUGAGUUGCGGAAGAGGCCGACGCUCCUUACUUUCCAGCGCACGGAUGAUGUUCGAGGUGCCGGGGGAGCCUCGAGGCCGCUUCUGGGCCAGCUGAAGACCGUGGACCUGGUCUUCGGCCCAAAUCAGGCCACUUUGGGUCUCAUUCCGGAGACCUGGCCUCCAGGGCCAGUGCAGCUCGGAGCUGUGGUGCCAGGCAGUCCAGCCAGCAGGGUUGGCGCUCAGGUUGGAGACAUUCUGCUCAUGGUUAAUGACAUGCAGGCCGCCUUGCUGAGUCCAGAGGACUUAUCUUGCUUGCUUCGACGGCGACCAGUGUCAAUCAGGCUCCUUCGAGGGCCGGGGGCUUUUGAUGCCGUCAACGAGCUACUGCUGCAGGCAUUGACCUGGCAAUCGGGGGAGGAGAGCUCUCCCUCGAAGGUUUCGUUGGACCCUGGUGGUGCAAAGCAGCGGCAGGACGACGGCCUGGAGCACCUUACACGAUUGCCAUUGCUGGAUAGCAGCCCGCGAGACGGCAGCACAUCCAGAAGCACGACAAGAACUGCCACGCCGAGGACGCCAAGGUCACCGGUCGCGUCCACACCCCAAGGUGAGCCGCGCGGCCGCUCAGAUGCCGCUCGUCGCUGGUCAGCUCGAGGAGCUAUGCACACCAGCAGCGAUCCUGCACUUUGUGAGGACGCCAGCGUGACAGACGGAAAGCUUCCAGAGCAGGCAGAAGCUCUGACAUCAUCAGCGACGUUGACCAACCAACAGGCCCGUGGCGAUGUUCGACAACUUGCUGUUGCUGCUGGAUCGGAUUUUUUUGGUACAAAGGCUGAAGCAGCGACUGUCGUGGUGCCUGCAGAUGCCAAGGAAGAAGCUGCGACGGCAGUGAUGCCAUCAAUGUCUGCACUGUCUGCACCAAAGGCGUCGACCGAAGGGAAGGUUCAGCCGGCCAGGGCAGAGAGCUUCACAAAGGCAGAGGCUGGCGAGGCUGGCCCUUUGGUAGCUCCUCGAGUCCAAGACAAAACGAAGGCAGUGUCCCCCGCACCGCCUGCAGCUCUUGCCGUGCAGCAAAAGGAAGAUGCCACCUCCACAGCUGCUCCGGAUUCGGCGGCACAAGACAAGCAGAAGGUUGAGACAACCUUUGCGACGUCGCCUGCACAUCUUGCCCAGGAAGGCGCGACUGCCGCUGUUUCUGCGGCACAGGUUCAGCAGCUUGCCGCAGAGCAGCCAAUCAGGGAAGAGAGCUUUGCGGCCAAGGAAGACGCUGCUCCCACAGCUGGCCCUGUUUCAUUUUCUGCUCCUGCGGCGCAAGACGCCACGAAGGAAGAUGCUGCCUCCACGACUAGCCUCGUUGCGGCGUCUGCUCCUGCGGCGCACGAGGACAGGAAGGCUGAAGCAGCAUCUGCAUCUGUUGUGGUGCCCGCAGAUCCUUCCAAGGAGCAGAAGGACUCGGUGACCUCAUCGACGGCAGCCCCUGCAGCAUCGGUAGAUGAGAAGGUGCUCAAGGAAUCGUUGGAGAGCAGCCAACCACAGCAGACGGAUCUGCAGCUAAGGCGCGUGAUAGAGCCAGGAGGAGGUGGCUGCUACAGCAGUCUCCAGAAAGCUUCUUGCGAGGCAGAUGCCACCUCCACAGCUGCUCCGGAUGCCACAGCACAAGACAAGCAGAAGGAGGAGACAACCUCUGCCACGGCACCGGCAGAUCUUCCCAAGGAAGAUGAUGCCUCCACAUCUGUCCCUGUGGCAGCUGCUGCUUCCGCCGAAGAAGACAGGAAGGAGGAGGGCAACGCAGCAGGGGGUUCUCCAGCCGCCAAGCAGCAGAAGGAAGAAGCUGCGACUGGAUCGAUGGCUGCCGCAGCAGCAUCGCCUGAAGAGAAGGUUCAGCAGCUUGCUGAAGCGCCGGCCAGUGUGGAGAGCCUUGUUGCCAAGGAAGAUGCUGCGUCCACGACUGGCCUCGUGUCGGCGUCUGCUCCUACAGCGCACGAGGCUGAAGCAGCAUCUGCAUCUGUUGUGGUGCCCGCAGAUCCUUCCAAGGAGCAGAAGGACUCGGUGACCUCAUCGACGGCAGCCCCUGCAGCAUCGGUAGAUGAGAAGGCUCAAGGAAUCGUUGGAGAGCAGCCAACCACAGCAGACGGAUCUGCAGCUAAGGAAGAUGCCACCUCCGCAGCUGCUCCGGAUGCCACAGCACAAGACAAGCAGAAGGAGGAGACAACCUCUGCCACGGCACCGGCAGAUCUUCCCAAGGAAGGUGAUGCCUCCACAUCUGUCCCUGUGGCAGCUGCUGCUUCCGCCGAAGAAGACAGGAAGGAGGAGGGCAACGCAGCAGGGGGUUCUCCAGCCGCCAAGCAGCAGAAGGAAGAAGCUGCGACUGGAUCGAUGGCUGCCGCAGCAGCAUCGCCUGAAGAGAAGGUUCAGCAGCUUGCUGAAGCGCCGGCCAGGGUGGAGAGCUUUGUUUCCAAGGAAGAUGCUGCCUCCACGACUGGCCUCGUGUCGGCGUCUGCUCCUACAGCGCACGAGGACACGAAGGCUGAAGCAGCAUCUGCAUCUGCCGUGGUGCCGGCAGAUCCUUCCAAGGAGCAGAAGGACUCGGUGACCUCAUCGACGGCAGCCCCUGCAGCAUCGGUAGAUGAGAAGGCUCAAGGAAUCGUUGGAGAGCAGCCAACCACAGCAGACGGAUCUGCAGCUAAGGCAGAUGCCACCUCCACAGCUGCUCCGGAUGCCACAGCACAAGACAAGCAGAAGGAGGAGACAACCUCUGCCACGGCACCGGCAGAUCUUCCCAAGGAAGAUGAUGCCUCCACAUCUGUCCCGGUGGCAGCUGCUGCUUCCGUCGAAGAAGACAGGAAGGAGGAGGGCAACGCAGCAGGGGGUUCUCCAGCCGCCAAGCAGCAGAAGGAAGAAGCUGCGACUGGAUCGAUGGCUGCCGCAGCAGCAUCGCCUGAAGAGAAGGUUCAGCAGCUUGCUGAAGCGCCGGCCAGGGUGGAGAGCUUUGUUUCCAAGGAAGAUGCUGCCUCCACGACUGGCCUCGUGUCGGCGUCUGCUCCUACAGCGCACGAGGACACGAAGGCUGAAGCAGCAUCUGCAUCUGCCGUGGUGCCCGCAGAUCCUUCCAAGGAGCAGAAGGACUCGGUGACCUCAUCGACGGCAGCCCCUGCAGCAUCGGUAGAUGAGAAGGCUCAAGGAAUCGUUGGAGAGCAGCCAACCACAGCAGACGGAUCUGCAGCUAAGGAAGAUGCCACCUCCGCAGCUGCUCCGGAUGCCACAGCACAAGACAAGCAGAAGGAGGAGACAACCUCUGCCACGGCACCGGCAGAUCUUCCCAAGGAAGGUGAUGCCUCCACAUCUGUCCCUGUGGCAGCUGCUGCUUCCGCCGAAGAAGACAGGAAGGAGGAGGGCAACGCAGCAGGGGGUUCUCCAGCCGCCAAGCAGCAGAAGGAAGAAGCUGCGACUGGAUCGAUGGCUGCCACAGCAGCAUCGCCUGAAGAGAAGGUUCAGCAGCUUGCUGAAGCGCCGGCCAGGGUGGAGAGCUUUGUUGCCAAGGAAGAUGCUGCCUCCACGACUGGCCUCGUGUCGGCGUCUGCUCCUACAGCGCACGAGGACACGAAGGCUGAAGCAGCAUCUGCAUCUGCCGUGGUGCCCGCAGAUCCUUCCAAGGAGCAGAAGGACUCGGUGACCUCAUCGACGGCAGCCCCUGCAGCAUCGGUAGAUGAGAAGGCUCAUGGAAUCGUUGGAGAGCAGCCAACCACAGCAGACGGAUCUGUAGCUAAGGCAGAUGCCACCUCCACAGCUGCUCCGGAUGCCACAGCACAAGACAAGCAGAAGGAGGAGACAACCUCUGCCACGGCACCGGCAGAUCUUCCCAAGGAAGGUGAUGCCUCCACAUCUGUCCCUGUGGCAGCUGCUGCCUCCGCCGAGGAAGACAGGAAGGAGGGGGGCAAUGCAGCAGGGGGUUCUCCAGCCGCCAAGCAGCAGAAGGAAGAAGCUGCGACUGGAUCGAUGGCUGCCGCAGCAGCAUCGCCUGAAGAGAAGGUUCAGCAGCUUGCUGAAGCGCCGGCCAGGGUGGAGAGCCUUGUUGCCAAGGAAGAUGCUGCCUCCACGACUGGCCUCGUUUCGGCGUCUGCUCCUACAGCGCACGAGCAUACGAAGGUGGAAGCAGCAUCUGCAUCUGCCGUGGUGCCCGCAGAUCCUUCCAAGGAGCAGAAGGACUCGGUGACCUCAUCGACGGCAGCCCCUGCAGCAUCGGUAGAUGAGAAGGCGCUCAAGGAAUCGUUGGAGAGCAGCCAACCACAGCAGACGGAUCUGCAGCUAAGGCGCGUGAUAGAGCCAGGAGGAGGAGGUGGCUGCUACAGCAGUCUCCAGAAAGCUUCUUGCGAGGAAGAUGCCACCUCCGCAGCUGCUCCGGAUGCCACAGCACAAGACAAGCAGAAGGAGGAGACAACCUCUGCCACGGCACCGGCAGAUCUUCCCAAGGAAGAUGAUGCCUCCACAUCUGUCCCUGUGGCAGCUGCUGCUUCCGCCGAGGAAGACAGGAAGGAGGGGGGCAAUGCAGCAGGGGGUUCUCCAGCCGCCAAGCAGCAGAAGGAAGAAGCUGCGACUGGAUCGAUGGCUGCCGCAGCAGCAUCGCCUGAAGAGAAGGUUCAGCAGCUUGCUGAAGCGCCGGCCAGGGUGGAGAGCCUUGUUGCCAAGGAAGAUGCUGCCUCCACGACUGGCCUCGUUUCGGCGUCUGCUCCUACAGCGCACGAGGACACGAAGGAAGACAUGACGCCGUCAUCGACGCCUGCUCCUACAGCUUCGACAGACGAAAAGGCUAAGGCGACCAAGGCGGACAGCAAAGCAAAGGACGGUUCUCCAGCAUCCGCGCAGAAGGCGAGAACCUUGACGGCGUCGACGGCCGCCGCAGGAGCAAGGACAGACAAGAAGGCUCCAGAACCUGCAGAGCCUGCGAAGAAAGACACGAAGGCGACGACGGCUGCUUCCGAGGAAGAUGUCCCUGGGAAAGACUCGAAGGCUUCAGAACGAAAAAGCAGCCGCGCCAAGCACCGGCCGAGGCUUUUCGACCUGGGCCUCAGCACUGCCUUGGGUCUGGACGCAAGUGAUGCGAGCGCCGAUCUCUCCGAGGCCGGCCCUGGCCCUGGCAAGAAGCAGUCACCAGGACGCCUCAGAAAGCUGGGCCUGGCAGCUUUGGUAGAGCCUGGUCUUGAAGAAGGCACGCUGACGCAGCCCAGUGCGACACCGGAGGAGCAGGACAAAGAUAGCGACAAGCGCAAAGAGAGCCAGGAGGCCAAGGAGAAGCAGAGGCCGAGGCGGCUGCAGUCGCUGGGCCUGGCCAAGGCGCUCUCCCUGGAGGGCGACCAGCCACUACCAGACCGAGUUCAUCCAGGUUCGGAGAAAGACACAGAGGACAAGGCUUUGGAGGAGCUGCAAGCCAAAGUCAAAGCCAGGGCAAACCUUGCACAGGAGGUGCCGAUUCCCAAAGCCAACGAUGCUGCGAAAUUGGAUUCCAAACCUGCUGCAGCGGCAUCAGCGGCAAAGGUGGUUGUUUGGAAGAACAAGGGCGAUGAGGCCCGAGCUGCAGGGCAAGCCGCAGCAACCGCAGCGCUGGAAGCUGGCAAGGACGCCAUGCAGGCCUCCAGCACUGGCACGGCGGAGCUUCUUCGAGUAGGAAGGGAGCGAGGACUUGCCUCCACAAGGCUGGUCAACCUCGCUGCGGAGCUGGCCGGGAUUGUCGUACGUGAUGCUUUGCUGAACGCCGAGAAGCCUCUAGCAGACAUCGCGGACCAAGCCGGCAAGGCAGCCGCGAAGGCAGCAGAAUCCACAGGUGCACCACCUCCUGUGCAAGCGACAAAGGGCGCCAUUGCUGCGACAGACAGCGUCAUGGAGGCAUGGACGCGCAACCCGGAUGGGCUGACAGAAGAGAUUCUCAACACGGUGGCACAGGUGGCGACGGCCGCAGCCAAAACGCUGGGUGCUCCGUCUGAGAAGGCUAGUCGUGAAACGGCUCGAGUGGUGGCCUGUGCCGCAGCACAGCUGGCCCGAGCACACGGCAAGUCCGAUGCCCAAGCCGCGGUCGAGGCAGGCGAGGCUGCCGUGGCUGUGGCUGUGGCCCAGGGCCUCCCUUCCGAGGAGGCCUCUGAAAUCGGUGCCACAGCAGCUGGCCGCGCAAUGGGCCGGGCCUGCUUGCGGUGGCAGAAGCCGGAGAAGGCAGCGGAUGAGGCCGGGGAUGCAACUGCUGCAUUCGCUGACAGAGUGGGUAUGAGCCAGCAAAGAGCCGCAGAAAUGGCAGCAGCAGCAGCCGGCGAGACAAUGAUAUCAGCCUUGCUGGAUGAUGACUGCUCCCUCAAGGAGGUCGCGCUCAGGGCUGGGCGGGAAGCGGCUCGAUCGGCAGAGGAGUGGGGCCUGGUUCGACACCGGGCUUGGGAGGCCGGUGCUGUUGUGGCCGCUCGGGCACUCGGUGGAGAGGCCAGUGCAUCUGGAAAACCGUUGGACAGCAUUGUCUCAGAGGCUACGGAAGUUGUGAAGUUUGUCGGAAAUGGAGGAAACCCGGAGUCCGUGAAGCAGGCUGCAAGAGGGCUGGGAAGGUAUUUCUUCGAGCUGGAGUCAGAGCUUGGAAAGCUGGCUCCAGAAGUGGCUGUGCAUGCUGCCAGAUUCGGCGCAGCAGCAGCCAAGGGUCGGAUGUCGCGGCAGAAGGUUGGUCGGCUGGCAUGCAGCUUAGCCGCAGAGCUCAUGAGGAAGGAGGCUUCGACGGAGCUGCUCAUCAUUCAGGAUGUUGCUUUCAAGGUGGGGCAAGAGGCAGGCCUGGAGAACUCCAAAGCGCUGGAGCUCUCGACGGUGGAGGCUGGGAUCGCUGCUGGGCUUGGGCACCGCUUCAGCUCCGGGGCCUGCGCUCCUUCCGAAGCCGGGAAAUGCGCCCAUGAAAUGGCUUCAAAGAAGAACCUGCCCAGCUCGCUGAACGCGAAAGUGGCGGCCAAAGCUGCAGCCCGUUGCGCAGUCGAGUCACCGAACUGCCGAAGCCGCUUCGAUGCCGGGGCCGAGGCAGCCCAGGCAGCCUUUCAAGCCGCGCAGGCAGCAGGAGCAGCGGAGGCCGCAGCGGCAGAGCUGGCUGCGAUUUGUGCAGCCGAAGCUGUGGCUGAGGCAGGCCUUGGGCUUGGCCUCGAUGCAGAGCGCAUUGCCGAGGAAGCGGGCAACGAGGCCUUCCGAACAGCCGCCUCGCACGGCUUGGCGUGUGCGCCGCAAGUUGCGGCCCAGGCCGCAUGUCUCGCUGCGCAGGACGCCAUGGACAGCGAGCACUCGCCUGACUUGGCGAUCGCAGCUGCAGGCCGCGCGGCCAGGUCUGCUGCGGCAGCUGCAGGACUCGAGGUGAAAGAUGCUGCUGAGACUGCUGCUGUCGCCGCUGGCAAGGUAGCAUCAGAUUUGGAAAUCGACGCUGGAGCGAAGCUGGAGGACGCCGCAGCUGCCGGUGCUCGGGCCGCAGCCCGUGCGGGCUCUGCUGCGGGGCUGGCACCUGCAGAGGCCGGCCGUGCUGCGGCUUUGGCAGCAGGCCAUGUCGUGGCCGAGAAUUGGAUCGGGGAGGAGGCUUCGGAGGAGGCUGCGCUUAUCACAUGGCGUGUGGGAGUGGCCCAAGGCCUGAUGCAUUCGGCUGCUCUGGAGACAGCGUCUACUGUCGCAGCCAAGAUCGCGGGCGCCGCCUCCACGGCGCGGGGCCGCUGCGAGUCGCCUGCGGCUCCCGUCGCGGCCGCGGCGGCCAGGGCCAGGAUCGCCUUCGAGUCCUUGGUUCAGAAGGGCCGAGCACCUGAGGCAGCCUUGGAGGCAGCUGGUCGCGAGGCCGCAGAAGGAACGGAGGCAUUGGAGGCCUGUGGAAAGGCCAUCGCCAUGACCCUGGGAAGACUGCUGGCGGCCAGCGAUGCUAAAACAAGCCCAGAAGAGCAAGCUUCAAAAGCAGGAGCUGCUGGCGUCAAGGCUGGGAUUGCCGCAGGCUUGCUGCCAGGGCCAGCGGUCGACGCUGGAAUCGGCAUUGCAGCGCACCUGGUGACCAAGAAAAGGCCAGAUGAGGACCUGGCAUCUCGCGCCGUGUCACUGGCUCACUUGGCGCAGUCGCUUGGGCUUUCUGCAGGGCUGCGACCCGAUCAGGCAGCCGAGAGGGCAGCCACAGCCGUGGCCACUCGCACCACCUGCACUGCCAUGACGGCAUACGAGGAUCGCGCUACUGCUAUGCAUCAAGCCUGCGAUGCUGGCCUCCAGGCUGGAGAUGCCGUGGGCUUGACUCCAGCCCGCAAUGCUGAAGUGGCUUCCCUCGCUGUGACGUGGGCGGUUCUUGAUGCAACCUUGACUGCAUCGACAAACACGGAGGACGUCUUGCAGGUGGCAGAGCAAGUAGUGCAGCAGAUUGGCGAGCUUGGAGAAACAAGCACAGAACGAUUGCAGCAGUGUGCGGUGAAGACGGCGGCCCAUGCAGCAGCUUGUGCAAGGCUCCUGCAGGGAGCAGCACCACAGGCUGCAGCCAGUGCAGCUGCUGCAGCCCUCAAAGUGGGCCAGAAACACGAGCUGCCAUUCAAUGAUGUUCAAUCCUUGGCUGUCGCAGCAGCCGGACGUGCUGCCACAUUGGAUGCUAUGGCAUCAUGCUGCAGUUCGGAGCAAGCUGUGCAGCAGGCAGCCGCAGCGGCGAGUCGUGCUGCCGUGGAUGUUGGGCUGCCUAGAGAAAAGGCACUCGAGUGUCAGGCCCUUCAUGCCGGCGGAGCAGCAGCGCAUCUGGCGACUGCGGCCGGUAAAGCACUGGACGAGGCAGCGGCCGCCGCUGGCCAUGCCGUGGUUUCCAUGGCAUUGGGGGCGGGAACGAACCCUGGUAUGGCAGCCACUGCAGCAGUGGCAAUGGUUGCUAGAUAUGCACUUGAACAAGGCUUGACCCUGAAGACAGCCAGCAUCGAAGAAGCUUCUGCAGCCGCCGGGAGAGCCGCUGUUACAGCUGGCCGACUGGCGGGAAUGUUUCCUCAAGUGGCAGGCGAGGUGGCAUUGAUAACCGUGGCACGUGUGGUUGGGCAGGGAGGCUUGGAGAAGCGUUUGAAGUUGGAGGAGGCCGUGGAUGAAGCAGCCAAAGCAGCAAAGAUGGCUUGGCUUGGUGCACACUUGGUACCUGACCGUGCGUCCUACCAUGCGUCCAUCAGCGCCGGAAUGUUCUGGGGCAGAGCUCUCCUCACAAAGGGGGCGAGUCUGAACGAGACUGCCGCUUCAGCAGGUCAGGCAGCAGCUGCCGCAGCUUUGGAUUUUGGCUUGGCUAUAAGUCAGGUCGCGAAGUGCGCAGCUCUGGCGGCAGGCGCCCUCGCGGCGGAAGCAUCCUUCGCUGCAGCAAAGCCUCCAGACGUCGUGGCGACUACAGCCGCUGAACAUGCCAUCGCAGCAGCAGAGUCGCAGGGCAUGAACCGAAAGGCUGCUGCAGAAGCUGCAGCUUUAGCUGCCGGUGCUGCUGCAGCUGCCGGCAUGCUGGCGAAGGGCCAAUCACCCGACGCAGCUGCGCAGUUUGCCGGUGAGGCAGCAGAGUGCUUUCUGGAGAGCCACGGUUUCGGCAAGCAGGCAGCGGCGUCUGCGGCUGCACUGGUCGCCGGUCGUGCGGCCGGCGAUGCUGCUUUGGGUGCUAGCUGCUCGCCGCAUGAGGCGGCAAAGCAGGCCUCAGCCGCCGCGAUGGCCUUUGGGGGGGCUCGCGGUGCAGAGGCUUCAGUCGCCGCCCGUGCUGCGAGAUCACUUCUCGAGGAGUAUCCGACGGGCGGGCUGUCUUCUCGGCCGCAGCUGCCAAUGGCCGCGCCGCAAGCGCCUCUUGAAGCCGGGGUGGUUCGUGCGGUAGAAGCAGCACCGGCCGAGGACGAACCCAGUUUGGCAGCAUCACCUUUGGAGCCCAGACGGAAGAGCAAGGGAGGUGACCGGCAAGACGGGCAGCAGGCCCGAGAUGGCAGUGACGACGAGCCAGAAGUACAUAGACCUGCUUGGCAGCGGAACCUCAUCAAGGAAUUCGAAGACGUCGAUGCCAUCGAAGCUGCUGCUAUCCGCAUUCGAAGAGACCUGCAGAACCUUAACGAGGAGACGGAGAGGGCCGAGGUGGAUGCUGAAGCUGCGGCUUUGAUGCUCGACUUGCGAGGAAGCACCGCCACCGGAAGGCGGAGCUCCACAGCUGGAGACUUGGAGGCCAUUGCACUCUUAGCAGAACUUCAUGGUGAUGUGCGACCGGAGUGGUCGUCGGACAUUCCGCAGGAAGGCAGUUCCUGCUCGGCAGCUGCAAGCGCAAGCCACGACGCCGCAGAGCCUGAGAGGCUUUGGCAUCUCGAAGUUCUUCGCCUUCGGCGAUCACUUGACCAAAUGGCUAAGGAGACACUUCAGUGA